AUGGACUUACACCGGGCAGCCUUCAAAAUGGAGAACUCAUCCUACCUUCCCAACCCUCUGGCCUCGCCAGCACUGAUGGUCCUGGCAUCCACAGCCGAGGCCAGUCGAGAUGCUUCCAUCCCUUGUCAGCAGCCUCGACCCUUUGGUGUACCUGUGUCAGUAGAUAAGGAUGUGCAUAUUCCCUUUACCAAUGGUUCCUACACCUUUGCCUCUAUGUACCAUCGGCAAGGUGGGGUGCCAGGCACCUUUGCCAAUCGUGAUUUCCCUCCUUCUUUACUACACCUCCACCCUCAGUUUGCUCCCCCAAAUCUAGAUUGCACCCCAAUCAGUAUGCUGAAUCAUAGUGGUGUGGGGGCCUUCCGUCCCUUUGCAUCCACUGAGGACCGGGAGAGCUACCAGUCAGCCUUUACACCUGCCAAGCGACUCAAGAACUGCCAUGACACAGAGUCUCCCCACCUGCGCUUCUCAGAUGCAGAUGGCAAGGAAUAUGACUUUGGGACACAGUUGCCAUCUAGCUCCCCCGGUUCACUUAAGGUUGAUGAUACGGGGAAGAAGAUUUUUGCUGUCUCUGGCCUCAUUUCUGACCGAGAAGCCUCAUCCAGCCCAGAGGAUCGGAAUGACAGAUGCAAGAAGAAAGCAGCAGCGUUGUUUGACAGCCAGGCCCCGAUUUGCCCCAUCUGCCAAGUCCUGCUGAGGCCCAGCGAGUUGCAGGAACAUAUGGAGCAGGAACUUGAGCAACUGGCCCAGCUGCCCACCAGCAAGAAUUCCCUUCUGAAGGAUGCCAUGGCUCCAGGCACCCCCAAGUCCCUCCUAUUGUCUGCUUCCAUCAAGAGGGAAGGAGAGUCUCCAACAGCAUCACCACACUCAUCUGCCACUGAUGACCUGCACCACUCAGACAGAUACCAGACCUUCCUGCGAGUGCGAGCCAACCGGCAGACCCGGCUGAAUGCUCGGAUUGGGAAAAUGAAACGGAGGAAGCAAGAUGAAGGGCAGAGGGAAGGCUCCUGUAUGGCUGAGGAUGAUGCUGUGGACAUUGAGCAUGAAAACAACAACCGCUUUGAGGAGUAUGAGUGGUGUGGGCAGAAGCGGAUACGAGCCACUACACUCCUGGAAGGUGGCUUCAGAGGCUCUGGCUUCGUCAUGUGCAGCGGCAAAGAGAACCCAGACAGUGAUGCUGACUUGGAUGUGGAUGGGGAUGACACACUGGAGUAUGGGAAGCCACAAUACACGGAGGCUGAUGUCAUCCCCUGUACAGGCGAGGAACCUGGUGAAGCCAAGGAGAGAGAGGCACUCCGGGGUGCAGUCUUAAAUGGUGGGCCUCCGAGCACCCGCAUCACACCGGAGUUCUCCAAGUGGGCCAGUGACGAGAUGCCGUCCACCAGCAAUGGGGAAAGCAGCAAGCAGGAGGCUAUGCAGAAGACCUGUAAGAACAGCGACAUUGAGAAAAUCACUGAAGAUUCAGCUGUAACCACAUUUGAGGCCCUGAAGGCUCGAGUCAGGGAGCUUGAACGUCAGCUAUCUCGGGGAGACCGAUACAAAUGCCUCAUCUGCAUGGACUCAUACUCGAUGCCACUAACGUCGAUCCAGUGUUGGCACGUGCACUGCGAGGAGUGCUGGCUGCGGACCCUGGGUGCCAAGAAGCUCUGUCCACAGUGCAACACGAUCACAGCGCCCGGAGACCUGCGGAGGAUCUACUUAUGAGCUAACCACCCAAGCAGGCCUUGCCUUGAGCAACCCCACCUGCCCCCAGCCUCUGUGACAGUGAACCUCUCCCCUUGUAUAUACUUGCACACACUUCCCCCUGUACAUACAUGCACAUAAACACGCGCACACACACAUACACACAUAUAGGACUCUGGAGCCAGAGGGGAGCAGUCCUGCCUAUUGGCUCCCACCUAGCUUGGGGACCAUACCCAUUCCAGUCUCUGUUUCUAGGGUGGGCAGGGAGGUGGGGAUGGGGCAUAGUGGGGCAAGGCUCCUGAUCCCCAACCCCCAGACUGACAGAUGACAGACAGGCAAACACCAGACUGAAGCACAUGUAAUAUAGACCGUGUAUGUUUACAAUGUUGUGUAUAAAUGGGACAACUUUGCCCUUCACCCUUCCCCUUUGGUUGUAUGAUUUUCUUCUUUUUUUAAGGACCCUAGAAGCAGUACCCCGUUCAGGGCUGGCUGGGGGCUCGGCCCAUCCAAGUCUUGGGGUACCUGCCUCUCCCUCUCCUGUGGAGUCCCUUCCCUCUCCCAUGUGCUCGGUGUUCAGUGGUGUAUAUUUCUCUCCCAGACAUGGGGUAUACGCCCCAAGGGAUGUGAUCCUCUCCUUAGUCUUAGCUCUUGGGGCUCUUUAUAAGGAGUUGAUGGUGGGGCAGGAAAUGGGACCCGAGCUGAGGCAGAGGCUGAGGUUGGUGCUGGCUGAGGGCACCCAGCUGCCCAGCCUUCUGCUGAGAACCAUUCCUGGGAGUAGAGCUACAUUCCCAGGAGAAAGUGUCUCCUUGCCCCUCCCAUGGGCCCCAUGGUGUGAUGCUGUGUCUGUAUAUUCUAUACAAAGGUACUUGUCCUUCCCCUUUGUAAACUACAUUUGACAUGGAUUAAACCAAUAUAAACAGCU
Dipodomys ordii (Ord's kangaroo rat) is the source of this 2602-nucleotide messenger RNA. RefSeq names its product ring finger protein 220 (gene Rnf220). The transcript has 14 exons. NCBI's taxonomy places the organism in Eukaryota, Metazoa, Chordata, Mammalia, Rodentia, Heteromyidae. The record is from RefSeq and is a predicted model, not a curated record. Gene Ontology annotation, biological process: protein ubiquitination. Gene Ontology annotation, molecular function: metal ion binding; ubiquitin protein ligase activity. The coding region runs from base 1 to 1701 and encodes 566 amino acids.